Molecule: messenger RNA, 2969 nt
Organism: Bactrocera oleae (olive fruit fly)
Lineage: Eukaryota; Metazoa; Arthropoda; Insecta; Diptera; Tephritidae
Gene: tth
Product: toothrin
Source: RefSeq, a predicted model, not a curated record
GUAAACUGUAUUUUAUUUUUUAAAUUUAAUUUAUUUAUACGAAUUAUAAAUAUUACAUGAAUAUAUUUGUAAUUGCAAUGUAUCGUUAGUUAUCGAUAUCUGAACCAACACAUCACUUGUCGUAUGGAAAUGUCAUAUCAAAACGGAAAUGGCGAAAGUUGACGAAAAAGGAAUAUCAGGAUUAGUAAUGAGAAGAGGUGAAAGCAAGAAUAGUAGAAAGAAUUAUAAAAAUUCAAUUUUUCGCACUAUCAGUUCGAUAAUAUUUAUACAAAUAUAUAUGUACACAUAUAUAGUAAAUAUAUUCAUAAUAAAAUGGAUAUAAACGGUCAACGUGCACUAAAAAUAAACUAGAGCUUAUAUUAUAAAAAUAAUAUCUGGCUUAAUCAGAAUUUGAAAAGCAAAGCGGAAGUUCAUAAAUAGAGAUAAGAGCAUAAUUUUUAUUCUGACGACACAGCAACAGCCAACUCAUAUACAGCAACAGUUGCUGGUGCAGUAUACUGCACUGUUUUUUUGGAAGAGCAAUCGCUUAAACUAAUCGAACUACUAAUUUCUUAUUACAUUUGGAGGCUCGUGGGUGGUUUAUGCCAGGCAGAAUAAACAUGACCUCAGCCGUCGAUAUACAGAUUGACUCGGCACCCAAUUUGCAUAAAAUCGAGAAUUUCUUUAAAGAUGUGUCGUAUCGUGAAACUAUUGAGUUCAGUGCUAAUUUUAACACGCGCUUGUGCUUAGAGCGGCGUCUACGCUUGCCCUUUUUCGAUCCACAAACCCGCGUUGCUCAAAGUCAUUCACAUCUAUUUAUGGAUAAAGGGCAACGAAUGCCGGGGUUUCGCCAAGGGCAAAUAUAUACAUAUCCGUCAACACGUUGGCGUAAAAGCCGGCGACAAUAUCUAAAUAAAAUGUAUAGGUUUCCCGAUCGGCCAUUUCAAGCCUUGCGCAAGGAACAUGAAGCACAUACAGCUAUUGGCACAGCGUCACCAUUAGUCAGUUCGAGUAUUGCGUCGACACUCGAUUCUGAUUUGAAUGGCACACUGCUUGAUGAAUCGUUAUCGUUAGGCGCCGCUGGUGGCGAUACAUCUGACAGUAAAGAUAGUCAGCAACUUGUUAUGCAACAACAGCAGACGCAACAAGCUAUUAAGGAGGACAUGUCGAAAGAAUGGUUCUAUGAUGACAUUGAAAUGAACGAGUUGGAUGCAAUAGAAGAGCCCAAAUCGCCUGCUGAUGAUGAAUUUGACUAUGAUCCCCGUUAUGGUAGUAAAAAGCGACGAAAACGGCGUCCAAGUAAACGUGCCUCGACUGCUGCCGCUGAGGGGGGUGUUGGUGGUGGUGGUAGUGGCCGUCGUCGUGGCCAACGUGGACGAACUUCAGCUGCUGCUGCCGCCGCUGCUGUUGCAGCUUUAUCUGAUGCCUCACUCUCCACAUUCGAUGCAACCGAUUGUAACAGCAGUAGCUUAACCGGUGACAUUACAGCAACACCGACCUCGACAACUAGCAGUGGUCGAAAAUCGCGUGGUACUGGCGGCACGCGAGGCCGACGCCGCACAAAAGUCAACACUGCAAAUAUCUGUGAUCCACCCAGUCCGGGUUUGAAUAGUGAACCACCGUCCUUCGAGAGUGCUGCAGCGCUUGUUAGUGUAAUGGGUGAUUUGACAGGUGUGAAUGUGAAUGAUGAACAAGGUGAUUUAAGGAACUAUCGCAAAUUUCUGUAACAAUAUGACAAGAAUGUGAACUGCGAGAGCAUGUGUGUGGUUGUUGCUGAUGAAAAGCUUAAAUCCGAAGCGAACUGUUUGUUGGAUAUUUAGUUGUUGUCCACAUAUUACUAUGUAUGUUCACACACACGACGUAACGUUUUGUACCUUGUUGCCUGUUAGCGUGUUUUUUAUUCACAUAAGUUUACACUAUAAUCCGCAAGUUUUCUAUUUCAUCUUCAACACAUUUUCGUUUGAAUGCGAAAUUAUUAUAUUCUGCGCAUAAAGAAUUUAACUUUUAACGGAAUUUUCGAAACUUUAUUAGAAAUUUGUUUUAUAUUUUCCUUUAAAAAUUUCAAAUAUAUACCAAAGCAAAAGUAACCAUGUUUUAGAAAGGUAACGGUUAUUUUUUAUUUUGCUGUGUCGUUGUUUAAUAUAAUGACUUCAAAUUUGUAAAGCGGUUAAAAUACUACAUUGAAUUAAAUUUUUCAUACAGGUGGCUAUGCAAUGAUAGAUUUGUUGUUAUUUUUAUUACAGACAUAUAAGCUUGUUAUUAUACAUACAUACAUAUUUACAUAUUUGCAGCAAUAAACUAAAUAAUAGAGCGCUAAAUACAUAUUUUUGUUGUUGUGCGUAAUUCAAUAGCAUAUUUCAAUAGAAAAUUUUAUUUUUUGUUACUUAAAUAAUCAAUAACUACGAAAUAGUUAGCAAAAUGAAAUGAUAUUUUGUUUUACAUAUAUUUAUUUGUGCAAGAAAUUUGCAUACGUUGUAUUUAAAUGGCAAGGAAUUGUUAAAAAAAUAUACAUAAAAGCGGUUUCUAUUGUAUAAAAUACACUUGUAGAUAUGGAUAUGUACAAUAUCUAUAAUUUUCUGAAAAUAUUUACAUAAGCGCGCUAGGUAGUACGAAUACAAACAUACAUUUAAAUAUGUUUGUACACUAAUUGAAUUUUAAUAAAAUUACACGAUUUAAUAUGUAAUUUUACAAAACAAAAAAAAAAGUAAUAAUAUUCGAAACACAAUUUUACAAAACCAUUUUGGAAUAUUAUCGAUGUGUGAAAAUCAAAUCAAAAAUAAUAUUAUAUAAGUUAUUACUAUGAAGUCAUUUUGUAAUUGUUAUAUAAAUUUAAAAAAAAAUAUAAUUAUUAUUUAGAAAUUACUUUACUUACACUUAGCUGUUUCUUCAUAAUUCAUAGAGGCGUUGAAAUGUUAUAUAGUAAGCACUUUUCACACAUUUACCGUUAUUAGAUAUUUAUAAAAUAAAAUAACCAACUCUUUGUCACUUAA